UCUCCCACCUAUUCUUACAGUUAGAACGCGAAAAGGCUCUUUUAUCAAGGAGAUCGAAUGUAGCAGCUUAGCUCGCACACAAUGGAGGUCGAAUCCAUUCGUCGCUCGUUCAGGUGGUCGCAUUGGAGUGUUGGUCUGAACAAAUAUGCAUAUGCACACGAACAUGCAGCGAGCAGGUGUGAAUGCACUUGUAUUGUAUGCAACCUAGUAUGUAUGUAUACGAAUGCCUUACGUACAGGUGUAUGUCUGGUGGAUGGAAGACAGGACAAAAACGGACACAUCGCAUGAUAUGGUGUGUACGUAAGCCAGACGCCAGCCUGAGCAGCACACACAUACAUGGCUCAUGCACAUAUAGCUAGAGCGCACUCAUUCGUCCACGCCCCGCCAACUUCUGAAGAAAGGGCCUCCGUUGGCUGUGAGUGUGACCAAUCAUACAGCCCUCAGCCAACGGAGGCCCAGAAGGAUCCCAGCCCGACCAAAAACAAGGCAGCAACGCAGGCACCUUACGCCCCUCACCGCCUGCCUGUACAUGUGUGUAUCUCGCUUCCCUUUGACUGAUGCAUAUGUAGGCCCUCUCUCCCUCUCUCUAUGCAAAAAGGACAGUUGCACGCACGGACGAAUCAGUCAAUCAAUCAAUCGCUGCAAGACCUCUAAAAAUGAAGCAUUCGGCAUUGUAUACGUAUAUAAAUGUCGGUGUUGACGUAUAGAAAGACAUGCACACAAACAGACAGACAUGAAAAAAGCCCUAAGGCGCCACUUCUGAAUGACUGAUGACCGCAUGAAUGAGACGCCCUAUCUAUAUACACCAAGGAAGGCAAGGCAUCCAUCGAUAUCGUCAGGCCACCCGCGGCACUGGCCUGCAUUGGCUCACACAUACACACACCCAUGUGAAACUGUUCGCGUGUACGUGGAUGAGUGCUGUGUAGGUACGUACAUCGACGUAGAAUUGAAGGCGUUCACAAUGGCUUUAGCGUGCUUGCUGAUGGCAUCUGUGGGGUACUCAGUUAGCUUGUGGAUGGACUCCUGGCAGCCACUCUGCACACAGACACGAAGCACAUACUCGCACCUGUGUUAGACGUGCCCGUGUCAGUCAGGUCAGACCCUGCCAAUGAUGAGGUCCUUGACGCGUGUGCUCAACGCCUCGGUCCCGCUGACAGGUCGAUGCAUCCACGACACACAAUCACACACAUGCGGUGCGGACGUCGGGCGUGCAUGGGUUCGUCAUACUUGGUGAUGAUAUCCUCGAUCGACUUGAGCGCUGGAGCAAGUAUGAAAUCUCCCUGGUGAUGGCGGGCAGGCCAGGACAUGACCAUGGCGCAUGUAACGCGCUCAACGCACUGGUACUCGACUGCGUGUGUCCGCUCCGUUUCGUUGCCCCAGGCCAGCAAGUUGAUGCACGUGAAAGUCAUCAGUCCGAACACUGCUGAGGACUUGUCCUUCUUAGCAGAAAUCAGCUCACGGUAGGCUGUGAAGGUAUUCGGCAGCACUGCCGCGUCGAUGAUGCUCGUGACGUCCGGACGCCUGCUCAGUUGGUUGACACAGCCAAACAACGAAAAGCGCCGUGGGUUUCUCCUCCGCCGAUUCACUCACUUGCCGUUAAGUAUGUGGUGUCCGAGCGUGGCGGUCAGUGUGCCGGCGCUAUUGUUGCGAAUAUCGGUAUCAGAUGAGAGCAGCAAGCUCGACAGCUUCAUCAGUACAUCACGCCCAGACAAUAUCUCUGCAAGAACAGAUACACACACUUGUGCCCACCCUUCCUGCCUGCCUCCCUCCCUCCCUCCCUCCCUCUCUGUCUGUCUGUCUGUCUGUCUUGCCAUGGCCCUUUCUUUCUUACCCACUGUGGGAUCAUUCGCGUUCCAUUCGAGGCCCUUCCAUUCGCCAUGCACAUUGACUGCGAAUGCGAGCAUCCAGGUGGCGGCUUUGGUGAGCGCCACCCCGUCGUCAUCAUCGCCGUCGUCGUGGUCGUCGAGCAGGUCGAGCACAAGAGACACCCCGCCCGCAUCCAAAAACUCAUCCACCCACAGGGUGCGAUUCUGACCAGAGGUAUCAGAAGUCGCCCAAACCGCCACAUCAGACAGGAGCUUGAAGGUGUCUGCGGCCACAUCCAUGAGACCCAGCCCCAUCGCUUGCUGGACGCCUGUGGCCAGGCCGGAAAUGGCGCCCACUCUGGAGUUAACCAACACACAAGCCGCGGGAUGGUCUUAUGUACCCACAAGGCCUGUCUGCCUCCCUGCGUCUGUGUGUGGGUGCGUCUGUGGGUUCCUACCUGACGAGGACGUCGGCGGCUUGGGAGCCCAUCUCUGCCACCUGCUGCAGUAGGUCCCGAGCCGCACGCCGCACCUCAUCAUUCUCAAAGUCGACUGCAAGGUGAAGCAGGACGCUACCGUAGAGGUCAGCAACGCCCGCAGCAGUCUCAUCCGAGCCAUCAUUCAUGGAUGCCGUGAUCCGCUCCAUUGCACGCAGCUGCUGGCUCUCAUGUGGGCCUUCCAGCUGAUCAAUCACACUGGGAUGCAUCCCACCAUCCUGCAGACAGACACAUACGGACAGCCAGCCAAGACGAAAGACGCGUUGUCUACUCUGUGUGUGUUGGGAUGGGCAGUUGGAGAGGAGGGGGGUCGCGUACGUGUAGCGACACGGAGGCGAGGAUCUUCUUGGCUUGUGCGCCGAUGGAAUCAUUAUGAUACUUGGCAAUCUCCGCGAUCGACGACAGGCAGCCGGGCUGCAGGAGAGAAGGCAAGGGAGAGUCUCUCUCAGGACAUCACAAAGGCGCGUCCAGUUGUAUGCAUACAAACUAACCGUUUCGAUGAUGAUGUCUUUGACGCGCUGAGUCAACGAGGCAGACUCCCGGCUGAUCGAUCGUAAGUGACGCGAGCACACAGACAGCGUGUGGGCAGACAGCUCUGUCUGUCUUCUCGUGUGCCUCUCUACCUGAGCACACGACCAAGAGCGAGAAUCGUUCCCCGCGACUGCACCAGCUGCACGCUUCUCUGCGGCCCUUCCGGCAGCUCAGCGGCGUCCCUGUACUUGUGCAUCUCCUCACACGACAGCUCCACACACCCGUUGUGCACUGCAUGCGCUUGCUGCAGCACACAUGCAGAUGCAGAGUUAGAGAAAGAGAGAUGGCUCAUGUGUGUGCUGAAAGACCAACCUGCAUCUCGUUUCCGUCCUUGAUCAGGUAGUCACAUGCACUCCUCACGACCAAGAAGUAGUAAUCCCCGUCCAGGCCUUUAGCCCAGUGGUCCUCAUGAUAUGCUGCCAUGGCAUUCGGAACCACUGAAGCCGCGACGAUUCGCGCAAGGCCCACAGGCAGCGUCUCGGGACGGCCCUUCCAAUCUGACGGGUGGGGUGCGUAAACACACAGGCGCACCUCUCUCUGGUGUACAUGCCACUGUUUUUGGCGUGCAGCGCAGCCUUACUUGCCACUUGCCCCGUCGCCGUGAGCGCCAUGUACAUCAGCCCAGCAGCCGACAAUCGCGUGACAGGGUCGGCUGCCAAGAGCAGGGGCGACAGCUUUGUCACUGCAUCAUAAUCCACCAAAUCAUCCGCCACAUGGUCCGACCACAAAUCAAACCUCUCCUGCACAGCAACGGGAUCAUCAUCCGAGACGCCGAAGGCGCCGGGCGAGGUUCGCGCCAAUAGGUCGAUCGCAGUCGCCCCAAUCCUCAGGAGCCCCCCGUCCGUCAAGGCAAGGAUGGGAGCCGUGUCAUUGGCGUAAUAUUCCAGCAGCUUCGAGGCGACCGGCACGCCACGAGCCUCGAUGAAGUCAUCCACCAGGGCCGUCCCCUGGCUGGCGAUCAACGUGCGAAGGGAUCCUAGGAGGGUGCCCACACUGCUGCUGCCCAUGUCCUUGUCGAUGGCCUCGACCAGCGAGGGGAUUGCGCCUUGGCUGAGCAAACAGACAGACAGACAGACAGACAGAAAGACAGACAGACAGACAGACACCGAUGCAUCCAUAAAUGCACACGCACCUCCCCACAUACCUGACGAGCGAUUCCACCGCGCGAGUGCCAGCACUGGCCAUGCAGUGUAGCAGAUCUCCAGCUGCACGCUGCACCUCGUCGCGCCCAGAGGUGCCGUUGCCCACCAGCUCAAAGAUAAGUGCCCCGAACAUGUCGGCCAUGGUGGCCGCCACAUCCUCAUGCCGUGUGGCUGUGCUGUUGGAGAUGACGAACUCCAUGGCCCGCAAGGCACUGAGUUGCUGACGCGUGUCGGUGCUCCGCAGCUGCUUCAUCACAUUGUUGGGCGUCGCAUCAUCGUCCUGCGCAGCGCCGCCCACGGCCGCCGACACGAAAGCCAGUGCCAAGGCCGCAGCCGACAACAUCAGCAGACUUCCCCUUUCACCUCCCCACAGGGCGGCGAGGUUUGUGAUGAGACGGCUUCUCGCUUGGUGGCAGGAUGAAGCUGGGGACCACAAUGCAGCCCAGAUCACGAUGGUUGCUUCGGCGGACGAG
Molecule: messenger RNA, 4448 nt
Organism: Vitrella brassicaformis
Lineage: Eukaryota; Vitrellaceae
Source: the annotation of a GenBank genome assembly